AUGGAGGGAAGAGUGAAGCUAAUCCCAGCUGACACCUCUGGCGCUUUAAGAGUCGUUGGCAAACAAGACAGGUUGUCAUUUCCUCAUUUUCAAGCUUCAUCCCUCGUGGAGGCUGGCAAGCUCAUUCAAGCUCCAGACUGUGAAGCAUUCCUGGUAUCCGGGGCUCUGACGAUCCUCCCAGAAGUCCACGUGGAUGGGGAACUGGGUGGAUCCCUUAUCAUCAAGUGCCCACUUCCUAAAAUGCAAGUGCGGAUGUAUCUGUGCCGCGAGACAAGUAGACCUGGAAUAUGUGCCACUGUGGUGUCCAGCAACAACUUCAUCAAGGAGGAAUACAUAGGCCGAGUCACUCUGCUGCAGUGCCCAGACAAGAAUCUGUUCCUAGUGAAGAUGACAGAACUGACCGAAAGUGACAGUGGAGACUAUGCUUGUGGGGUGGGCACACACACAGACAGGGGCAAGACCCAGAAAGUCACCCUCAACAUCCACAGUGAGUAUGGGCCACUCUGGGAAGAGGAGCCAAUGCCUGAGCCUCCAAAAUGGUUUCGUCCAAUUCUGCACCAGCAGGUGCCCUAUUGGUUCCAGAUGCCUACACAAGCCAGUUCUUCCAAAUUCACAUCCAAAGUUAUCACACAGGCUCAGAAGACGGAGGCCCCUCCAGUCUACCAACCUUCCACCACCACCCUAAACAUCCACCACCCUCGAGUUUCUAGAGCAUCUUCAGUAGCAGCAGCCCCAUCCCCAACCCUCCUGCCAUCCACCACAACUUCAAAGACCUCAGCUCGGGAGGGGCUGCUCAGGGCUCCGACAGCCAGCCACAACCACCACACCUGGCUACACAGGCAGAGAGCACUCAACCAUGGCUUAGAGUCUGAAAGGGAAGGCCAAGGAUUUCACAUCCUGAUCCCAACCAUCCUGGGCCUUUUACUGAUAGCACUCGUGGGGCUCUUGGUGAAAAGGGCCAUUCAAAGGAGGAAAGCCCUCUCCAGGAGAGUUCGCCGAUUGGCAGUGAGGAUGAGAGCUCUGGAGGCCUCCCAGCGGCCCCUGGCCUCACGACGGCUGCGCUCCCAAAACAACGUCUACAGCGCCUGCCCGCGGCGCGCUCGGCCAGCAGACGCUGCGGGCGAGGAGGAGGCGGCCCCGGCCCCUGCCCCGGGAAUGUCGGUGCCCUCAGCCCCAAUGCAGGAGUACGAAGCUCCCUGGCUCCAUGCCUCGUCUUUGAAGACCAGCAAUGAAUAUGUGGAUUUCUACCACCAACCUGAUGCCAAGAGGGAGGACUCUGUUUCAGACGACUACAUCAAUAUUCCUGCCUGACUCACCUCCCCAGAUGUCUCCCGGCUCCCAGACAGUGGUGCCACUGAGUCUUAUCUAUCUGCUGAUUUCCAGUACCGGCACCAUUUGUCCUCAGAGCCCUUAUCACCUCCCAUGCCCCAUCUCAACUCUGAUCCCUACCUAUCUGUGCCCUGCACAUAGCUCUGCCCCCAGCUUCUCUUGUACACCUUUAUAGCCCCCUGUGGCUGCCAGGGGGUUCUGGACAUGCAAAGCAUUCAUCCCUUUGCCAUCUACUUCCUUUCCAAGCCAUCUGACAGGCUAUGAAAUUUGCAGACUGUUUCCACGAUGUCUUUGAUCACAAGGUCUUUGAAGCCCUGGCUCCAGAUCACAUGGUAUCAAGGCUAGAGCAGAGGCAUAGCUGUUGCUCCAGGAGCCCUUCCCAGUCUUGGGCCUCACACAGAUAGAAGCUUCUCAGUCUAGAUCAUGAGAACAUGCCUCAGCCCCACAAUCUAAGCCGAGGCCUGGUAUGAAAACACUCGCAGGAACAUCUUUGCCCUUAUCCAACAAUUGGCACUUGCUAGUGAGUCUCUACUUAGCUCCUAAGGUCAGGGUGAUUUAUUUUGAUGAGAUGAUGCAUUCUAAAUUUUCAGAGCCAGGCUUGUUAAUGUUAGUGAUGUAUACAUAUGCAUCUAUAAAUCCUCCUUACUCUGUCCCCCUCAUUUGAUGCACA
This is a messenger RNA of Otolemur garnettii (small-eared galago), 1999 nucleotides long. RefSeq names its product Fc fragment of IgM receptor (gene FCMR). Gene Ontology annotation, molecular function: transmembrane signaling receptor activity. Gene Ontology annotation, cellular component: plasma membrane. Bases 1 to 1311 code for a protein of 436 amino acids. The record is from RefSeq and is a predicted model, not a curated record. Lineage: Eukaryota; Metazoa; Chordata; Mammalia; Primates; Galagidae. The transcript has 9 exons.